AGACAGCAAAACACAGAGAUUUGUAGAGCAGCACAUCCCUUUUCCAGGAUGACAAGAAUCCUUGCUGAAUCCUGCGCUAGUUAUUAUACAGCCAACAACACGUUUGUGGAUAGUUUUGGCUGCCCUGGGAAAGGUGAUACUAUAGAUCUAAUAUACUGCUGUGGGUUCGCUGACUUGAAAUAUUGUUGCAACGAACCUGGAAACUACUUUCCCUACAAGCAUGGAUAUAUGUGGACACUUAGUGUAGGAGCUCUGAUUGGCUUGGCGAUUGCUGCACUGGUUUUAUUAGCCUUUGUCAUCAGUGUCUGUGUUCUUUGCUAUUUGUUCCUAUAUACAAAGCCACAUAGAAUAGAGACUGGUUUGAAGUUGCAGCAUAUAGGAUCUUCAUCUUCCCACAAAGGCAAUGUAAACAAAAAGACAAAAUCAAACUAUCCUACAAGGGUUACUAAUUCAACCGUGGAAGCAUUCUCUGAACCAGGCGGGACCAUCCAAGAAAAGCUGACAGUUCUUACACAAAUUAAUGUGACCAAAUUGUAA
Messenger RNA from Pelobates fuscus (common spadefoot toad), 537 nucleotides. It is a transcript of the gene SHISAL2B, whose product is annotated as shisa like 2B. The record is from RefSeq and is a predicted model, not a curated record. Lineage: Eukaryota; Metazoa; Chordata; Amphibia; Anura; Pelobatidae. The transcript has 3 exons. Bases 49 to 537 code for a protein of 162 amino acids.